CACAGAACUGUAAUAUCACACGAAUAAAAGUGUGGUUGACGUACAGAAAAUGGAAGAUUAAUUGUUUGACAAUCUUGUAUUCACAAACUUGUAUUUUAAAAAGACCGCUAUAAAUUAAAUAUUUUUGAAAUUCGACCCUAGCGACAUCUAUGCAAAAAUGGCUGAAACUACUCAACGACUUACCGAUCGAUUAUCUAAGGGGGAACGCUUUCCGGAAAAACGGCCGGUAAGUUGCUGAGUAGUUUCAGCCAUUUCUGCAUAGAUGGCGCUGCAUGCGAAAACAAAAUAUACAACCCCUCACCUUUGGUUGAUGUCCACAGACAGACUGACGCGCUUUAGCGCGAAACAGCUUUUUUAUAGAUCGCGGCGCCGCCACGCAUGCGCUAUGACCUUCCUUAACAUGCAGACCGCAGACCUUAACUCACCUGGGGGUGUCUGGGACCCCCAAAAUCGCAACCCUUUGAGGAUAAAGGCAUGUCGAAUUUUUUGUAUCUAUAAUCGCUACUAUGCACAAGGUUGGAUAUAAAUUGUAAACAUACAAAUGAUCUUAUGUAGUCAUGUGAACAUUAACAUCAAUAUUUAACAAGUUAAGCUCAAUAAAAAAGCAAUAUGUCAUCAAAAUUGAAUACUGGAUUACCAGAUGUUCCAUUACCAUUUUCUGUCCUUAUGAUCAUUUUAUUAUCUCUGUGCUUUGCUAACAGUUACAAUGGAGAAUUUGUAUUUGAUGAUUCUGAAGCUAUUGUAAACAAUGAAGAUGUACAAAGUACUCCUCUCUGGGAUAUAUUUAACAAUGAUUUUUGGGGAACUAAACUGACCAAUAAACAAAGUCAUAAAUCAUAUCGACCACUUACAAUUCUGACUUUUCGAUUACACUUUUGGCUCCGUGAAGGUUUGAUAGCUCAAGAUUAUCAUAUAGUAAAUAUAAUAUUACACACACUAGUUUGUGUGUUAAUGUUGCCAGUAUUUAAUAUACUAUUGGGUGCAAAACAGAAGAAUAUUGCAUUUUAUGCUAUUGCAUUGUUUGCUGUUCAUCCGAUACAUGCAGAAGCUGUUUGUGGUAUUGUGGGUAGAGCAGAAUUAUUAUGUGCUUUGUUCAUAUGGAUAUCUAUCCUAUGUUAUCAUUGUUCAAUUUAUGCAGAAAAAUUAAUACACAGAUGGCUUAGUAUGUGUGGUUGUAUUGUAUUCAUUGCAAUUGCAAUGCUAUGCAAAGAAACAGGAAUUACUGCAGUGGGAAUUUGCUGUGUAUAUGAUCUUCUAAUUGUAAAUGAAAUACUUCCAAGUGAUUUAAUUAUAUAUAUUAUGAAAAAGCGUUCUUUGAUAGUAAUAAAACAAUUUAUUAGACAAAAGCAGAAAUUGUUAAUCAGACUAUUUGUAUUGCUUACAUCUGGUUUAAUACUUAUUUUUUCAAGAUUCUGUGUUAUGGGAUUCAAAGCUCCAACUUUCCAGUCUGUAGAUAAUCCAGCUUCAUUCAUGAGUAAUAUAUUUUUACGAAUGUUGAAUUAUAGUUAUAUUUAUUGUCUGAAUAUAUGGUUAUUAAUUUGUCCUCAAUGGUUGUGUUUUGACUGGUCAAUGGGCUGCAUACCUUUAAUUACCACUUAUGAAAAAAGAAUAUCCUUUGUUAUUCUUUUCUGGUUAGUACUUGGCACAAUGUUUAUGUACACUGUCAACUCCUAUGAAGAUAAAUAUCUAAGAUACUCAAUUAUGGGACUAGUAAUGCUCAUUAUUCCAUUUUUGCCAGCUAGUAACAUCUUUUUUAAUGUUGGUUUUGUUUUAGCAGAGAGGACAUUAUACAUUCCCUCUGCUGGUUAUUGUCUUUUAAUUGUUAUAGGAUUACAAAAGCUUUGUAAUCGAGUUCCUACACAGUAUUUACUACUAUCAUAUACAAUUUUAAUUCUAUUAUUUUUUACAAAGUCGUGGAUAAGAAGCGAACAGUGGAAAACUGAGACCACACUGUUUAGGUCAGCAUUGCAUGUUUGUCCAUUAAAUGCAAAAGUUCAUUAUAAUAUUGCAAAAAAUGCUGCCGAUGUUGGAAAUUUGAUACUAGCCCAGUAUGAAUACCAAGAAGCUUUAAGAUUAAAUCCUACAUAUGCUCAAGCUAUGAACAAUCUUGGUAAUUUACUUAAAGAUCAAGGAAAAUAUGUAGAAGCAGAAACUUUGUUUAAACGGGCUAUUGAACUGCAGGAGGAUUUUGCUACAGCAUGGAUGAACUUAGGUAUUGUCUUGUCAGCUCUUAGAAAGUAUAAAGAUUCAGAAAAAAGUUAUCUAACUGCUCUUUCUCAUAGAAGCAAAUAUCCUGAUUGCUUAUAUAAUUUGGGAGUACUGUAUCUAGAACAAAAAAAUUAUGACAAAGCAUUGAAAGCUUGGGAAUCUGCUACUAGACAAAGAAAAACACACAGAAGAGCAUGGACAAACAUAAUAUUACUUCUUGAUGACUUAGGUAUGCGCGAAGAAGCGCUUAAAAUGGGUUAUCAAGCUUUGCAUUUUCUACCAGGUGAUGCUUCGAUUCAUUUUAAUAUUGCAAACAUGUUAGGCAAAGUUGGAAAUUUUGUAGAAGCAGAAAAACAUUUUAAAAAUGCGAUAUCAAAAAAUCCUGCAGACGCUAUGUUUUAUACGAAUUUAGGUGUAUUGUACCACCGAUGGAAUAGAUUUCGUGAAGCAGAAUAUAUGUACAAACAGGCGUUAAAAAUUAAACCACAACUAAAUAGUGCGAGGGAUAAUUUAAAAAAGUUGUAUUCUAUAAAAACGGCAAUACAAUAAUUUAUUUUUAUAUAAAAAAUUAAAUUUAUAAUAAAAAUGAAACACAUAUUUAUACAUCUAUUUUUCCCUUUACGGCCUCCAUAUUACGCGGAUA
Osmia bicornis bicornis is the source of this 2851-nucleotide messenger RNA. RefSeq names its product protein O-mannosyl-transferase TMTC4-like. NCBI's taxonomy places the organism in Eukaryota, Metazoa, Arthropoda, Insecta, Hymenoptera, Megachilidae. Gene Ontology annotation, biological process: protein O-linked glycosylation via mannose; endoplasmic reticulum unfolded protein response. The record is from RefSeq and is a predicted model, not a curated record. Gene Ontology annotation, molecular function: mannosyltransferase activity; protein binding. Bases 610 to 2757 code for a protein of 715 amino acids. The transcript has 9 exons. Gene Ontology annotation, cellular component: endoplasmic reticulum.